Molecule: messenger RNA, 1445 nt
Organism: Darwinula stevensoni
Lineage: Eukaryota; Metazoa; Arthropoda; Ostracoda; Podocopida; Darwinulidae
Source: the annotation of a GenBank genome assembly
CCGGUCGACAUGCGGCAUGGUUUCUAUUUCCUCUUCUUCCUCCUUUGGGAUGGAAGGCUUCUGGAGGGAAGCAAUGUGGAAAGGCAGCUUAUGAAGGACCUCCUAACAAAUUACAAUAAAGUUCUCCCCGUCGAGACACCCAAUACCUCACUCGUGGUCUCCUUUCGGCUCAUUCUCUUUCGAAUCAUCGAAUUGGACGAGAGGAACCAGGCCCUCGUGACCAACGUGGAGGUCGUUCAACAGUGGAACGAUAUCCGAUUGAAAUGGAACGCAAGUGAUUACGGUGGUAUCCAGCAGACCAUGAUACCUUAUGACUCAAUCUGGACUCCGGACAUCAUUCUCUACAAUAGCGCGGCGAUGGACUACACCGACCGGCUGCUGAUGACGAACGCAAUCGUGAACGCGACAGGCGACGUGACCCUGCUCACGGCUGCCAUCUUCCGCUCUGUUUGCGACGUGGACGUCUCUUACUUCCCGUUCGACAUCCAGAAUUGCACGAUGCGCUUCAUGUCAUGGACCCAAGACAAGACCAGAGUUCAGAUGAAGCUGGAUCACAACAAUAUGAUCGAGUUGAAGACAUACAUUGAAAACGAGGAGUUCUCGCUGGAAUCUUAUGACGCCGAGCUAAGGGAGGAAGAGGAUCCGUGUUGUCCAAACCGUUUCUCUACGGUGGACUAUGUCAUUCGGAUCAAGCGCCGUGCUGCUUUUUUCGUCAUCAACUAUGUCCUCCCCACGAUUGACAUCAACGUCAUCGCCCUGCUAACAUUCCUCGUACCGUGUGAGAGCGGGGAGAAGGUGACGCUUGGGAUCUCCACGAUGCUCACCACUAUCAUCUUCCUCAUGAGCAUCAGCGAUAUCCUCCCGCCCACCGAAGGCAUCCCUCUCAUCGGGAAAUUCUACUGCGCCAGCAUCGGCCUAGUGUCAUUGGAGGUGGCCCUCGCCAUCCUCACCCUGUUUCUCCAUCACUUGAAGGACAUCCGAGUACCCCCUUGGGUCCGGAAAAUGUGUCGAAUGUUGGCCAAACUAUCCUGCAUGAAGGAGCCACGAUUCUGCAACGUGAAGGGGGGACCGCGUGAGAACGAGAAAGGGAAGACGGAAUUCACCGACGGGAUACCACCUCCCUUCCUCUAUGGAGACAGGAUGGCUUCGAGUAGACGACCCUGUUGGAUGAGCCCCGUCGAACCCACGAGGAAGGAAGAGAUGACAGACAUGGAGUCGAACCUGAGAUGGAUCUCCUCCCUCGUGGAAUACCAGAAUCGGGAAAGGGAGAUGGAGUUCUGGACCCACCGAUAUAAUCGUCUCGUGGAGUUGGAGAAUUGGAGAACCGUUGCUGACAUCCUGGAUCGAAUCUUUCUUUAUCUCUUUUUGGCACUCAACUUUUUCGUCACUAUCGGGAUUCUCUUUUCAUCUCCGACGAUUAGAUAAGUAGAUUAGAACCUAGCCAC